GACUGGUUACGGGAUCUGCAGGCGGCAGCCAUGGCCGCUCAAAUAAACGAAAAGAGAAAGAGUGAUACAGUUUGUAGCCAAUGGAGUAUUCUUCAGUCACAGAGUUGAAUGAGGUAUCACAGAGAGAUUGGUGAAGAUGGAUAUUCCGGUGUUGAAAUUAGGGUUACGCCAGUGACGACGGAGAUCAGAAUCACUAACCAGGGCCACACUCGCAUUCAAAGUGUUCUUGGUUAUUUUUAGUGUAAAGCUCGGUGCUCAGCAUGCUAAGUCCAUGAAGUUUUAAUAAGGAUGGUUGCAUGAUAUCAUCGUGAACCUGUCAACGAAUUGUUUGACUCAGCCAUCCAACAUGUGCCACUUAGACAGGGUGUUCUUGGCGUCAUGUUCAAGAUCGUGCUUGAAUGGGAUCCUAAGCAAAACAUGACCGCCGGAUCUGGUGUCCACCCAACAAAGAAGGGAGUACGGUUGUACCACCCUAUUAGAAACUGACAUAGAGGUUCCAGCAGGCAGCAGCUUAGUUAGUUGGUUUCUUUGAUGUUACAGAAUAUUCAUCGCAAUUGAUUAUAUUCACAUUAUAAUUGAUUGAUAUAAUUAGAUUAAUUAAUUUUGUAUAAUAAAAUAUUUUCUUAUACAUCCCUAUAAAUAUGAACUUUGUUU
Molecule: messenger RNA, 654 nt
Organism: Rubroshorea leprosula
Lineage: Eukaryota; Viridiplantae; Streptophyta; Magnoliopsida; Malvales; Dipterocarpaceae
Source: the annotation of a GenBank genome assembly